This is a messenger RNA of Lates calcarifer (barramundi perch), 382 nucleotides long. Its product is annotated as histone H3, embryonic-like. NCBI's taxonomy places the organism in Eukaryota, Metazoa, Chordata, Actinopteri, Centropomidae. Gene Ontology annotation, cellular component: nucleosome. The record is from RefSeq and is a predicted model, not a curated record. Bases 35 to 382 code for a protein of 115 amino acids. The transcript has a single exon. Gene Ontology annotation, molecular function: DNA binding; protein heterodimerization activity; structural constituent of chromatin.
ACUUCCCCACUUUUUCUUUAACAAAAAAGGCGAAAUGGCAAGAACUAAACAAACCGCUCGUAAAUCUACUGGAGGCAAAGCUCCCAGAAAGCAGCUGGCCACUAAGGCUGCCCGUAAGAGCGCCCCGGCCACCGGCGGCGUGAAGAAGCCUCACCGUUACAGGCCCGGUACCGUGGCUCUGAGAGAGAUCCGUCGUUACCAGAAAUCCACCGAGCUGCUUGAUCCGCAAGCUGCCCUUCCAGCGCCUGGUCAGAGAGAUCGCUCAGGACUUCAAGACCGACCUGCGCUUCCAGAGCUCCGCCGUCAUGGCUCUGCAGGAGGCCAGCGAGGCUUAUCUGGUCGGUCUGUUCGAGGACACCAACCUGUGCGCCAUCCACGCUAA